AUGAGAUCGAGGCCUCCGCCAUCGCGCAAAAAGGCGUGUCAGCCGUGCGCAAGAUCCAAGGCCCGCUGCGGUCUCGAGAAGCCAUCUUGCGCCCGCUGUCUCGCUGCCGGGCGGCAGUGUCGAUACGCAGCCGAUGUCAACUACGCCUCCCCUUCGUCCGCCAGCGGCUCUUAUCAAGAGGCCCAGCCCGCUCCAGGAGUUGAGACGCCAGCAUCGCUGUCGACAGCCCCCGACAUCUUCUUUCCACAGCCUCAUCCUCCUGCCUCUUCUCGGUCGGCGACCCCAGCAGCCGCAGCAGCAGUCGUAGGACAUGGGCUGCAUGUACACACUUCGACGCAGGGGUCAGCAGGCGAGGACCUGGCCGGAAAUCCCUUGGACUUUGCCGACCUGGACCUCGCCCCCCUCAGCGACGCGGACCAGAUCCGGGACCGGUGGCUGCGGCCGUUCCUGGUGGUGGACCAGCCCCCCAAGACCUUUCAUCCGCACACGCUGCAGUACAUGAGCUGCGUGUUGCGCUCGUAUGCCAGGCAGAUGAUGGCGUCUGACGAUAGGGGCGUUCCGCCCAUCAUCCACCCGACGCAGCUGCGGGACCGGAGCAUCCCAGUUGCCUUGGCAAACUGCUAUAGCCUGGUCCGGCUGUGGCAGCAUCGGGCUGAUGGAAGUGAGGUCAUGGUCGCCGAGACUGUAAGGCGCGAGAUGGACCAGCUCGCUCAUCAUGAACAUGGCGCCGGCCGGCACCUCGAUAUCCUCGCCUCAUUCCAGGCUUACCUCAUCUACUGCAUCAUGGCUUACUUCUUUCCUCUGCGGCAGCCGUCGAUUGAGGUUGUCGACGACGACACAAUGGCUGUUCUGCAGGAGAUGGCCUUCCGCACCGCCCAAAGCGGACUCAUCUGCCGGGCGGGUCUGUCGCGGCGCUGCCCCAACUGGGAGUCGUGGAUCGUGGCGGCUGCCAAGGGCCGGGCCUUGCUCGCCUUCUACCUCUUCAGCAACGUGUACAACGCCGAGCGGCUGCUGCCCAACUUUGUCGCGGCCGAACUGCGAGACGUGGCCGCGCCCGGAGCCAAGCGGCUGUGGGCAGCCGCGUCCCGCGCCGAGUGGGAGCGCGAAUAUGCCGAGCACCUGGCCGUGUGGCAUGACGGGCCUUUCCGCAUCUCGGAGCUGUGGAAGUCGCCCGAGACGGGGUCGGCCGCUCGCCGGGAGAGAAUAGACCGCUGGGUGCAGACCGUGGACGAGUUCGGCAUGAUGCUGUUUACCAUCUGUGCCCACGUCCACGGCUGCUAG
Molecule: messenger RNA, 1281 nt
Organism: Hirsutella rhossiliensis
Lineage: Eukaryota; Fungi; Ascomycota; Sordariomycetes; Hypocreales; Ophiocordycipitaceae
Product: fungal zn(2)-Cys(6) binuclear cluster domain-containing protein
Exons: 2
Coding region: 1-1281 (426 amino acids)
Biological process (GO): regulation of DNA-templated transcription
Molecular function (GO): DNA-binding transcription factor activity, RNA polymerase II-specific; zinc ion binding
Source: RefSeq, a predicted model, not a curated record